AAAGAUCAUUUUUAUUAAUUAUAUUGGGUGCUAUACAUACAAGCAUCUGUAUAUUCAAUAUAGGAAGAAAACUAAGCUUGCUCCUAAAAAAUAGGAAGCAAAUAGGAAGCAAGAAAGAUAGGAAAUAAAACUAAAACAAGCAACAUUUAAAAUAGGAACAUCUAUGGUACAGGAAAAUCUCUACAAAGGGUUUCUACUUUGAUCUGAAAAAUGAGAUUUUAGCUGCCAUAUUCCAAUUCUCAGGUCCAUUAUGGAGCAAAUGUGCGUGCGUGGAUGGAUCAGAAGAGCACAUUGUCCUGUCUGCAAGUACUGUAGCUUCUUCCAUUUCCUCGGAUUUGGUCAGAGAAAGAGAUAUCAGAUCGUGGAAGUUGCAUUAAGAAAGACUUCAACUUCUUUUAACAUCAUUAAAUUGCAUACUGAAGCAGACAGAGCGAAGGGCAGCCAGCCCAAAUUGGUUGGGAUCUAACCCUUCCAUUUCCUAACCAUUUUUGUAAACAUUUAUGAACACAUAGGGAGAGGCCUACGGAUUCAAGUGGGGGUAAAUUCUAGGUCUCACCAUUGCUAAAAGGAAUCAAGAAAUCUGCCAAUCACGCUAGUUUGCAACUUAAAGGAGAUUUAGUUUAGUUUGGCAUACUGGAGAAGAAGCUAAGCAUCAACAUGGGGGAGAAAUCGCAGAAUCUCAUCUCCUUGGCCCAACAGCUACGCCUCUAUAACCAUUCUCUUCCUCUAAAUAACUCAAUAGAGCAGCAUCAAAAAGAAGUCUCUGAUAAUGCAAGAACUUCAGUUACUCAAGAAUCGGAUUCUGCCAGACCUAACAGCAGAGCUGCAGUUUUAAUUUGCAUAUUUGAAGGAGAUGAUGGCGAUCUGCGUGUAAUCCUCACAAAACGCUCCUCAACCCUGUCCUCUCAUUCUGGUGAGGUUGCUUUGCCUGGUGGGAAAAGAGAGGAUGCUGAUGCUGAUGACGUAGAGACUGCCUUGAGGGAGGCUGAGGAGGAGAUUGGCUUAGACCCUUCUCUUGUUGAUGUUGUUACUGUUCUUGAACCUUUUGUGACGUUGCGUGGCAUCGCAGUAGUUCCUGUGGUUGGUAUACUAUUGAACAAGGAGGGUUUCAAUCCAUCUCCAAACUCCAGUGAAGUAGAAUCAAUGUUUGACGUUCCACUAGAAAUGUUUCUUAAGGAUGAGAACCGCAGAGCAGAAGAGAAACAACGGAUGGGACACAAGUAUCUACUCCAUUUCUUUGACUACCAGUCAGGGAGCGAAACCUAUGUGAUUUGGGCUUUGACUGCUGGAAUCAUGAUCAGGGUUGCAUCAAUUGUCUACCAAAGACCGCCUGCAUUCUCAGAGCAGAGGCCCCCAUUUUGGGGGGCAAUUUCGCAAAGCAAUAACCCUAACCUAUAGAUUUACUUGGCACUUCUCACGUGUCUUAUGUAAAGAAUUCCUUCCUCGUAAGUUUAAACAUUGAACCUCCUUGACCAGAUAGUGUAACAAAUUAGACAUGUUCCCUAUCAAACAUUAUCGAAUAAUUAAUAAAGAUGUGUAGUGAAUUUGAAUAGAAUUUAUCUUUUCCAA
Molecule: messenger RNA, 1569 nt
Organism: Ricinus communis (castor bean)
Lineage: Eukaryota; Viridiplantae; Streptophyta; Magnoliopsida; Malpighiales; Euphorbiaceae
Product: nudix hydrolase 15, mitochondrial
Exons: 5
Coding region: 658-1398 (246 amino acids)
Biological process (GO): coenzyme A catabolic process
Molecular function (GO): acetyl-CoA hydrolase activity; coenzyme A diphosphatase activity
Source: RefSeq, a predicted model, not a curated record